UUGUUGCUGCGAUGAUGAGGUAAAAGGUCAUCCUGUGUAACGUGUCAGCAGACUGUCACCACACCGGUGUCAGUCACUCCACCCGUCGGCUUUUGCUGGUUCGGCACCUCAGCUGACCUCUAAGUUAUCUGAGUAAAAUGGCCAAAAAGCGGAGAGAAAGACGGGAAAACGACGGUGUGUCCUCUGAACAGGAGGAGGUGAAGGCGGAGGAUUCACCAGUACCGAAAGAGGCUAAGCACACUGAGGGGGGCUCAGCACGCAUGUCUCUCCUGAUUCUGGUGUCCAUCUUCACCUGCGCUGCCUCAGUCAUGUACCUGGUCUACAGGAACUUCCCAGAGCUUCCUGAUGAUGAGAUGGAGAAAAUCAAGAUACCAAAAGACAUGGAUGAUGCCAAAGCCUUGGGUACUGUGCUGUCUAAAUACAAAGACACGUACUACUCCCAAGUGUUGGUGGCCUACUUCGCAACAUACAUUUUCCUCCAGACAUUUGCAAUCCCGGGAUCUAUCUUCCUCAGCAUCCUGUCUGGAUAUCUUUACCCUUUCCCCUUGGCUCUUUUCUUAGUCUGCUUGUGCUCUGGUCUCGGUGCUUCCUUUUGCUAUUUGCUAUCAUAUCUGGUGGGCAGACCCAUUGUCUACAAAUAUCUCACAGCGAGAGCACAUAAAUGGUCCCAGCAGGUUGACAAACAUCGAGAUCAUUUAAUUAAUUACAUCAUCUUCCUGAGGAUAACCCCCUUCCUUCCCAACUGGUUCAUCAACAUCACCUCGCCUGUCAUUAACGUGCCUUUGGGGGUUUUCUUCAUCGGUACCUUUCUUGGGGUGGCCCCGCCAUCCUUUGUAGCGAUCAACGCCGGUACGACACUGUACAAGCUUACCACAGCAGGUGAGGCCGUGUCCUGGAACUCUCUGGCUGUGCUCGGUGUCCUCGCCGUUCUUUCCAUCUUGCCCGUCUGCUUCCAGAAAAAGCUGCAAAAGAAACUAGAGUAGGACGUUAUACACUUCAGCACCUCAUCUGCUGGCUGAUCCCGGCAUCCCCUUGCCCUCGGCUCAGGAACGUGCAGCUGUCACUCAAGUUGCUCUGCCUCCGUCUCAUACAAAGCUGCUGGUGGUGGAACCUCUGGAUCACUGGCACAAUAAGCACUCAUCCACCACACAAUGCAUGCAGUUGUGGGUUAUUCCUGAUUUUAAUGUAAAGUGGCCGCUGACUGCACACGUUUUUUUUAGUUUCUGUAAAGGAUGUUCUUGAUUUUGGCACAUCUUGUAAAUGAAUUAAAUUUAGCCUUUGUUUUUAUUUAAGUCAUUGUUCAUUAUUUUAUGAUUCUUGCCAGACAAUUAAAGGUGCUACCCAUAGGAUGUUGGAGUAAAACUCUGCACUGCAUUCUGAUAAGUUUAAAGGGGAAAGACUGCUAAAAACAACGUCAUCAGUACCUUGUCGAGUCUGUUGUAGACAUCACAUUUGAAAAUGACUGGAAUAGCUUUUACUAUUGCAUUUGCUUUGGAAGUAGCUCAUCAAUUACAUCCUGUUUGUAGCACCUUUUUAACUACCACUCCCUUUUUAAUAUUUAUUUUCAAAUACUAAUAUUAUACUAGUAAAAGUGUACCACCAUAGCAAUACCGUCACAAUAGUGUUGAAAGUGUAUUUUAGUUUUUAAAAAGUUAAGCUCUGUUACCUGGGGAUUGCCUUGGCGGACGUAUGCAUCAUGAAGAGAGACUGAAACUAGAGACGAAAGUGUGAUGACUAAUCUUGGUAAGUGCUACUUCUGUGGUAUGUGAGUUUCCUGUUCUCCUUUUAAAAGGUGCGUGGAUCCAUUUUGAGUCAUUUUACAUCAUUUUAAUGAAUAGACAAAGCUGAUGCAAUACUGUUUUUACUGUAUUGUAGUAUGCCAAACUCAAAGCAUUUCCCAUUUCAAAUUUGUAACUAGUAAGUGAACAUAAAUUCAACACAAAAGCCAACAUCAUCUUGGGUUCCAAUGUUACGCAGAUGUUAAUAAUAACCCAGUUCUAGUUGUAUCUGUCUAUGUCCCAUGCAAUUGUUUGCUAUGCCAGCAGAAAUUUAGAUUUCUGCACCAUGGAUUAGGCACCAGUGGUUGAGGCACCAGUAAAUUAAAUAGUGCCCUCAGUAAGACUGCCAACAGGCUGAGCUACCCGAGCCUUACCUUGCUUUUUACUACUUCCAUUCUUCAAAUGUUUCAAUAUUUGCCUGAUAUGUGUUUUUAGUUUUCCCUAAAUAGUUUUGAAUUACUGAUUUUUGAGUCUUUUCGUAUCAAAGCUUAGUGAAUUGUUUCAUUUAGAUUUAUUUUUGUGCCUGUGUACCAUUGUAACCUAUUGCUGCUGCUUAAAAACACUCUGGAUGUUUACUAGAGACGUUGAUGCAGUGAAUGUACAUCAUGGUAACUUAUUCCAACACAUUUUUAUUAAAUCUCUUAAAAACACAUGUAUAGAGCAUGGGUGCAUUUUGAGAUUUUCAGCAGAUUUAGUGUGUACUACUGUCAGAUUAUUAACAUCUCAAGCCCAGAUACAUAAACCUCAAUUUAUGUGAAAUGUUAAUGGUUCUACUGUAUGAGGAUACUGAUGUUGUAGCAUAUCCUUUUAUACUUUUUGAAGCAGAGCGCUACUUCUUUCAAAGACUGUUUGGCUGUUUUUAUGGUUACUACUGUUUUAUGAAAGGGUGCUGCAUUGUACAACUGAAGUAUAUUGGAAAAUUGCAUCUUUACUAAAGUGGUGAAAUUAAUUGAUUCAAAACGACUAAUCUCUCAGACAAAUGUUUUUGAAAGGAAGAUAAUAGAUUUUAAUUCUCAAUUUGCUAUAUUGUUUAAACCUUAAUCAAAACAUUUACUCAAACUGGAUAUAUGAAUGCUGUUUUGUUUUGUUCUCUCUCUCCAUCAAAUAUAGUGAAAUCCUUUGUGUAACCCUCUGUUGACAUUUCAAAAAGCAGUAUUAGUUUGUACUGGACAGUAAUGUAUUGCAGUAUGAAGUGUUUACAGAGCUAAUUAAGUUUAUGGUUUUUUUUAUAUUUAUAUUUAUUAAAUCAUUAAAAUCAUGUUUACAGAA
Eleginops maclovinus (Patagonian blennie) is the source of this 3047-nucleotide messenger RNA. RefSeq names its product transmembrane protein 41B (gene tmem41b). Lineage: Eukaryota; Metazoa; Chordata; Actinopteri; Perciformes; Eleginopidae. The record is from RefSeq and is a predicted model, not a curated record. The transcript has 7 exons. Gene Ontology annotation, cellular component: endoplasmic reticulum membrane. Bases 138 to 983 code for a protein of 281 amino acids.